Messenger RNA from Peromyscus eremicus (cactus mouse), 786 nucleotides. Its product is annotated as torsin-1A-interacting protein 2-like. Bases 346 to 741 code for a protein of 131 amino acids. The transcript has a single exon. Lineage: Eukaryota; Metazoa; Chordata; Mammalia; Rodentia; Cricetidae. The record is from RefSeq and is a predicted model, not a curated record.
UGCUGCUGCUGCUGAACAGUUCAGACUAGAGGUCUGGCUUUCCUUAAGACGCUGGGAUUUGAAGGAGCUAUUCUGUGAUCUGUGCUUCUAGUAAGUGACUGAUAGUAUUCUAGACUGAACUGGUCCAUGAGUACAGAGACUGAGUUGCAAUUAAGUGAAAAAUAGAAUACAAGAUCUUGAAGAACUGCACUGAGGUGCAAGCCAGAUUUAACACUCCAGUGCUGUGAACUGAGAAGUUGCUAAGGAAACCUGUCACAGGACUGAUUGUCGCUGCUUACUGCCUUUCUCUCUGUGUCGUUGUUGUCUUUUGCUGUUACACUGCUUGUGCUGUCUUUCUAAGCCCAGAUGUUCUCCGAUAACUCCCACUGCCCUGACUGUGGGCAGCAGUGGUUCCCUAGUUUAGAACUAGGGCAUUGGUUAUACCAAACUGAACUUGUUGAGAAUGAAUGUUACCAGGUGUUCUUAGACCAUAUUAACCGAGCUGAUUAUUGUCCUGAAUGCUAUCCUGACAAUCCUGCUAAUAGAAGCCUUGUUCUGCCUUGGUCUUUCCCACUUGAGUGGGCACCUCAAAAUCUCACCAGGUGGACCUUUGAGAAAGCUUGCCACCCAUUUCUUCUGGGUCUGCCACUGGUUAGAAAAAAGAUACAUGACUCCAGAGUAGCUGGUUUUAAUCCUGCAUUACAGUUAAUCUUGACCAGAACAGACAAAACCUUAAACAAGAAACUUGGCCAAAGCAAGUGACUUCUGUAACAGAAUCAUGAACUCUUCCAGGGCUUUGUGUUCAUA